Messenger RNA from Triplophysa rosa, 3273 nucleotides. Its product is annotated as piggyBac transposable element-derived protein 4-like. The record is from RefSeq and is a predicted model, not a curated record. The transcript is spliced from 5 exons. Lineage: Eukaryota; Metazoa; Chordata; Actinopteri; Cypriniformes; Nemacheilidae. Bases 857 to 2752 code for a protein of 631 amino acids.
GGGAGAACCUGUUUUAGAUGGGACAAACUCACACAGGGCGCUUUAUCUGAGCUCGCUGGUCUGCGAAAACGAAACUUGUUCUGUGUCCCAACUGUCCUGUCCUCCUUCCAGCAGUGCAAUGUAGAUAAGGAAAUGUUGAGAGCGCUAUCUGGUGCGGAAUGAAUCAGAAUCGCUGUGGUUGACGCUCCUACGUCUUCGUUAAAGUUGCUAGUGAUUGUGAGUUUUCUCUGCUUGGAAGAGAGACAGGUGAGUGUAUAUUACACUUCAGAAAUUUUACCAGGAUUCGUUGUCGUGUCUUUUUUUGUUGUCGUGUAUUUAACUAUUCUUUCAAGUAAAUAAAAGCUUUUUUUACUUGUGGCAUCUCGAAAUCGUUCACAAAGUUAAACGUAUCGCGAGUGCGAUUUGAAAGCACCGCUUUCUCAUCACGCUGAGCUUUUGAAUCGCUCUCGCGAUACUUGAUGUCAUUCGCCGAUCGUUCUGCGCAGCGCCAUUUGAAGUCGAUUUCCUUCUCGUCUGCAGAGCCCUGCAUGGUCACCCACAUUUUAUUUUUCUUUGUUGGUUCGGACACUUAUAAACAUAACCUCAAAUAUGCAUCAGUACGAUUGCUUAUCAAUACGAGUUGUUUUGCUGUAUAUAAUAAUGCAUUCGUUUUAGUUACGCAAUGAUUUAUCAUUUCCUUAUCAUUCCUAUUUUCAAACGACCACUGCUGCCCUGAGCUCCGCCCACUGCUGCCCUGAGCUCCGCCCACUGCUGCCCUGAGCUCCGCCCACUGGCUCCUGUUAAUGAUUCUCAUUCUGCCGAAGCGUUUGCGUUUAUAUACCUCAGAUGUCGCGUAUUGUUUGAGCUGCAUCGUACGAUGAGUUCAUAUAAGGUUGAUAAGGAUGUUGAGUCUGAGGAGACAUUAAACGAUGUCGAAGAAGAACACGACAUAGCGAGUGAACGCGAGGAAUCGUCUGAGGGGGAAACCGUGGUUUCCUCAGGAGAGGAGAUGGUUUUUGAUAAUCUUUCAGAUGACGAUUCAUCAUCGUCUGAAGAUGAAUUGAGUCCUGCGGUGAGCUCACGGAAAAGGAAGAUCUCCCGUCCCUCCGCUGUUUCACCGUCUCCAGCAAAAUCUAAUAGAUCUGCUUCGCCUGCCUCUGCGGGCAGUGGGAAAGGAAGCGUCAAGAAAAAGAGCAUCAAGCGGUCAUUGUCGUUUUCUGUAGACAUGUCAAAUGAUAAGUGGCAUAGUGCGGAUGAGCCUGAUAUCGAGCCGACUCAACAGCAAUUCAGACCCCUCCGAACACCCGGCCCGCAGGUGAUCUCUACUGCAUCCUACAGUCCUCUGCAGUUUUUUCACAUGUUCUUUUCAUCAAGAGUAAUGCAGAAAAUUAUAGAGCACUCUAAUGCCUACGGGGCCAAGUGUCUGGCUGCCAAGCGACAAUCAUGGUGCGACAUUUCUUUGAAAGACUUCAAGUCGUUCUUGGCGCUCAUCGUCUACAUGGGUCUGGUCAAGUGCUUCAACCUCACAGACUACUGGAAGAAAUCUGACAUCUACAGUCUGCCGUAUCCUGUACAAGUGAUGUCUUGUAGGAGAUUUCUAGCCAUAUCCAGCGCUCUUCACCUCAGUGACCCUGAAGAAGAUGCAGAGAAUGAAAAGAAGAAGGGAACGGCUGGAUAUGACCGUCUGUUUAAGAUCAAACCGCUGUAUAAGGACAUUAAAGAGGCCUGCCAAACUUACUUUCAUCCAUUUCAGAACAUCUCCGUCGAUGAGAGAAUGGUAGCAUCAAAGGCUAGAAAUGGACUCAAACAAUAUAUGAAAAACAAACCGACGAAAUGGGGCUACAAACUCUUUGUUCUGGCAGAUUCGCUCUCUGGCUACACGUGGGACUUCUUCGUGUACGAGGGAAAGUCAGACACAAAGCAAGGCAAGGGGGUUGGCUACGAUACUGUCAUGAGGUUGGUGAAUGAAAAGUCAUUGGGCACUGGAUACAAGCUGUUCGUCGACAACUUUUACACCACCCCCAUGCUGUUCAGGGACCUCCUGAGUAAGAAGAUUUUGGCUUGUGGGACAGUUCGAGCAAACCGGAUCGGACGCUCAACAACAGCAGCUCCUCGAGGCAACAUACGCUGGUUCAGAGACGACAAUCUCCUGUUGGUCGAGUGGAAGGACAGAAGAAACGUCCUGCUGUGCUCCACCUUUCAUAAAGCAUUCAAUGGGGACAAAGUGAAGAGGAAGGUGAAGGGAGGCGAUGGAGUUUGGACCGAAGAAGAAUUCACGGUUCCGCCUGCAGUGCUGGACUACAAUAAGCACAUGGGUGGAGUGGAUCUGUCUGACGCACUCAUUGGAUAUUACAAAGUUCUACAUAAAACAAGAAAGUGGUAUCGGACCUUCUUUUACCACUUUGUGGACAUUGCUGUGGUAAACGCCUUCAUUUUACAUCAGCACGUUGCCAGGUCGAAGAACCAGAAGCCGAUGACGCAGAAGGAGUUUCGGGAGGCUCUUGUUUCAGAGCUGGCAGGAAUAUGUCCUGUUUCUGCCCCUGGUCCAAAUUACACCAAUCCUAAACAUUCUCCUAAUAAUUCCCACAUGCCCAAGUACGUCUCUAGUGAUAGCACGGCUGGAAGGCGUAGAUGCAAAUUGUGCCACCUUAAAACUCCACUUAAAUGUGUCACCUGUGAUGUGAGUCUGUGCUUUGUUACCAAGCGUCAGUGUUUCAUUGAAUGGCAUAAAUCUGGUAAUUAUAAAGAGGAAGGUAAUAUGGUAAAUGUCUGAGCCCACAAGCUUUAUUUAGAAUACGUAAAUUAGCGUGUACUGAAAGAAACAGGAAAGAAAGCUCUAAAUUUAAAGCCUGGUGGUUGGAAACCGUAGUUCAUGAUUUAUGUUGUAGUUAUAUGAACACUAAUUGUUUUUUAUGCUGUUGCUGUCUUGUGCAGUACUUUAUCGUUACUGUACUGAAAUUCCUACAAAUGCUUUUUAAAAAGUGUUGUAUUAUGUCCUUUGAAUUGUUUUUAUAGAAAUGUGCCUUUGCAGAAAACCUUUGGUUGUUAUAUUCACAGGUGUGAUCGUUUCUGUCCUCAUAUAGCUGAAGAAAUCAGAAUCGCUGUGUUUGUCACUAUUUACCAUCUUCAUUAAAGAUGUCAAACAUCCAGAUGUGAACACGAGCUUUCUCUGAAUUGUAUAUCAGUGUUGAGUAAAAAUCGAUCUCACUUCUGCUUGGAAGGGUGAAAGGUGAGUGUAAACUUUUGGUUGCAUCACUAAGCAUUAAAACGAGUCAAAAUAUACCUACAACCCAC